UCUCAUUUUAUUCUUUUCUCGGUUAACUUUAUAGGUGAACCUUUAACAAGGACAAAGUCAAAGGCUUGAGAAUUUGUGAUUAAUUUAAUCAAUUUAAUUGAUUGUUGUUUAAAUUUAAAUUAUCAAAAUGCGUCUAUUUCGGACUCUCCUUUACAAAGUUACUGGUGAAGACACUUCCAAGAAAACAAUUGGGGCUUUGAUGUUUAAAUUAAACGAAUAUUGUAAAUUUGGUUUGUACCAUGAUGACGUUUAUCCUGAUUUAGAACAUGAGAUGGAAACUCGUGAAGCUGUACGUCGAUUACCAUCUGAGAUUUACCAUCAGCGUAAUUUUCGUUCAAUAAAAGCCUUUCAAUUAGAUAUACAGAAAGAGUAUCUUCCCGAAGAUCAAUGGACAAAAUAUGAAGAUGACCUCAAGAAUGGUAGAUACCUUCAACCUUAUAUUGCUGAAGUAAAAGCUGAAUUAAAGGAACGUGAAGAUUGGGAGAAAGCCCAUUUUAAAUAAGUUACCUGUAUCUAAGAAUAUUAAUUGUUACCAGUUAAUCAAACCUACUUUCAGGGAGAGAUUGUUUGUUUUGUUGCUAAUCAAAGCAACAACAACAAAAAAAAGAAAGUCAAAGAUAAACAAUUAUCUUUAGUGUUAUAUUUAUGAAUCAAUGGGAUGAGUUAUAAAAGAAAACAAAUGUAAUCAAUUAUAAAUGUAGACAAUAAACUCUCUUAAAUCAUCUUAA
Messenger RNA from Panonychus citri (citrus red mite), 728 nucleotides. RefSeq names its product cytochrome b-c1 complex subunit 7-like. The transcript is spliced from 2 exons. The record is from RefSeq and is a predicted model, not a curated record. Gene Ontology annotation, biological process: mitochondrial electron transport, ubiquinol to cytochrome c. Bases 128 to 502 code for a protein of 124 amino acids. NCBI's taxonomy places the organism in Eukaryota, Metazoa, Arthropoda, Arachnida, Trombidiformes, Tetranychidae.